CCCAUUGUGACAUUCCUCAAAUGGGAAAGAGCCACUCUGUGUUCACGAGAGGGAAAUCCAGGAGAGCGAGGCAAGGACCAGCAGAGUCAACACGUGCUUCUAGUUCCCGGGCCUGCUAACGACGUGCAGGAUGCUGACGGCAUCUGGCAGAGGCUGCUGUGCCCUGGCGAUCCUGCUGGCAUUUGUGGACAUCCAACCUGGUGGAUGCAUAAACAUCACCAGCUCAGCUUCCCAGGAAGGAAAGCGACUAAACCUAAUCUGUACUGUGUGGCAUAAGAAAGAAGAGGCUGAGGGAUUUAUAGUGUUUUUGUGCAAGGACAGGCCUGGGAACUGUUCCCCAGAGACCAGCUUGGAACAGCUGAGACUUAAACGUGAUCCUGGUGUUGGUGAAAAAUCAUCUCAGUUGGUGUUCACCAUAAAUCAAGCCACACCGUUGGACAGUGGGACCUACCAGUGUUGUGCCCAAAGUCAGAAGUCAGAUAUCCGUCUUCAGGGCCACUUUUUCUCCAUUCUGGUCACAGAGACAGGGAACUACACAGUGACAAGACUGAAACAAAGACAACACUCCGAGUUCAGCCAUAGUGAAGGCACGCUCAGUUCAGGUUUCCUACAAGCAAAAGUCUGGGUGAUGCUGGUCACCAGCCUGGUGGCCCAAGGUAUGUCCAGAAGAGCCUUAAACCCAAGCAAUGAGGGUGCUAUUAUACAUCUGACACCUUGGUUAUUCUCUAGGAGGAAAAGGCUGAAAGGGAAGCCCAGAGGGAGAGAAAAAUGCUCAAGCCCUGGCUAUCCACAGGAAAAUUCAAACCAAUAUGAGGGUGAAACAGGUCCAAAGGUAUUAAAGACUUUAUUUAUCUAG
Molecule: messenger RNA, 856 nt
Organism: Propithecus coquereli (Coquerel's sifaka)
Lineage: Eukaryota; Metazoa; Chordata; Mammalia; Primates; Indriidae
Gene: CD160
Product: CD160 molecule
Biological process (GO): regulation of adaptive immune response
Cellular component (GO): plasma membrane
Molecular function (GO): transmembrane signaling receptor activity
Source: RefSeq, a predicted model, not a curated record